Molecule: messenger RNA, 7391 nt
Organism: Oncorhynchus nerka (sockeye salmon)
Lineage: Eukaryota; Metazoa; Chordata; Actinopteri; Salmoniformes; Salmonidae
Product: G-protein-signaling modulator 2-like
Exons: 13
Coding region: 3723-5681 (652 amino acids)
Biological process (GO): establishment of mitotic spindle orientation
Cellular component (GO): cell cortex
Molecular function (GO): G-protein alpha-subunit binding; GDP-dissociation inhibitor activity
Source: RefSeq, a predicted model, not a curated record
GUUACAGGUUGCAAAGGUUCUCUGGUUGUGUACCCAUAGCGUAGCCCUCUAGCUAUAAGCUAAAUAAAUAGUUAUAUGGUUGUGGUUGUAGCUUGCACGUUUGUUAGAACUGGCUUGUUGGCUACUUAGUUAUUUUUCUCAGUUGAUUUGCUGAUCAAAUCUCUUAGUUCACUAUUUGGGGAACGCCUUAGCUAUAUUCGUCAAAAUAAAUAUAAUUUGCUAAUCAAAUACAGUAUGUUUUUGGCCUAUAGCUAUGUCUCGUGUGUGCACAAUAUCUAGUUGUUUACUAACUUAGUUAGCUUGCUACUGUAAAAUUGCUGUGUUAAAUUGUCUUUUUUUUCCUAGCCUUAAACAAGUUCCAGUGUAUUUUUCUGGGAAAUCAUAGUAUGACUUAAUCUCUUCUGGGAAAUGAAUAAGGGAACUAGGCAACAAAAUGUGAAAGAAAACACUAGAAGGUGUUUCUCAGAGCUUCUCAGAGUCCCAAUCCCCGCUAGCUAGCCAAUCACCACACUGAAUCAUUUCAGGUGAGGGGUGCAUCUUUCUAGAUCUGUCCCCUCUGUUUUGAUGGUGAUUUGCUGGCUGCAUUACUGCUCUCAUGCAUUAUAAUCCUUUGGUGUUUCCGGGUUUGCUUGAUUAAUGAGAGGAUGUGGACUGGUUAAUUAGAGGCUGUGGACUGGUUCAUGAGAGGCUGUGGAAACAGAGUGAGUAGACCACCCUGUGAGUACAUUAAAGAUGAGCUCAUGAUAACAGUUCUGUGUGUGAUGUGGGAGCCAGCCUCCUGUCAAGCUAUUCUUUCAAAUGACUGCUUUUGUUGCCACAGCUGCACUGUAGUCAUACAUCACUUGUCCUAUUAACCACUACGUCAUAGUCGCACACAGACAGCUUUGUCACCGGCUCAGACACAUACAGUUGAAGUUCCUGACAUUUAAUCCUAGUAAAAAUUCCCUGUCUUAGGUCAGUUAGGAUCACCACAUUAUUUUAAGAAUGUGAAAUGUCAGAAUAAUAGUAGAGAAUGAUUUGAGCUUUUAUUUCUUUCAUCACAUUCCCAGUGGGUCAGAAGUUUGCAUACACUCAAUUAGUAUUUUGUAGCAUUGCCUUUAAAUUGUGUAACUUGGGUCAAACGUUCCGGGUAGCCUUCCACAAGCUUCCCACAAUAAGUUGGGUGAAUUUUGGCCAAUUCCUCUUGACAGAGCUGGUGUAACUGAGUCAGGUCUGUAGGCCUCCUUGCUCGCACACGCUUUUUCAGUUCUGCCCACAAAUAUUCUAUAGGAUUGAGGCCAGGGCUUUGUGAUGGCUACUCCAAUACCUUGACUUUGUUGUCCUUAAGCCAUUUUGCCACAACUUUGGAAAUAUGCUUGGGGUCAUUGUCCAUUUGGAAGACCCAUUUGCAACCAAGCUUCCUGACUGAUGUCUUGAGAUGUUGCUUAAAUAUAUCCACAUCAUUUUACCUCCUCAUGAUGCCAUCUAUUUUGUGAAGUGCACCAGUCCCUCCGGCAGCAAAGCACACCCACAUCAUGAUGCUGCCACCCCCGUGCUUCACGGUUGGGAUGGUGUUCUUUGGCUUGCAAGCCUCCCCCUUUUUCCUCCAAACAUAACGAUGGUCAUUAUGGCCAAAUAGUUAUAUUUUUGUUUCAUCAGACCAGAGGACAUUUCUCCAAUAAAUACAAUCUUUGUCCCCAUGUGCAGUUGCAAACCGUAGUCUGGCUUUUUUAUGGAUGUUUUGGAGCAGUGGCUUCUUCCUUGCUGAGCGGCCUUUCAGGUUAUGUCGAUAUAGGACUUGUUUUACUGUGGAUAUAGAUACUUUUGUACCGGUUUCCUCUAGAGGUCGACCGAUUAUGAUUUUUCAACGCCGAUACUGAUUAUUGGAGGACCAAAAAAGCCAAUACCGAUUAAUCAGCCGAUUUUUAUUUUUUUAUUUUAUUUGUAAUAAUGACAAUUACAACAGUACUGAAUGAACACUUAUUUUAACUUAAUAUAAUACAUCAAUAAAAUCAAUUUAUCCUCAAAUAAAUAAUGAAACAUGUUCAAUUUGGUUUAAAUAAUGCAAAAACAAAGUGUUGGAGAAGAAAGUAAAAGUGCAAUAUGUGCCAUGUAAAGCUAACGUUUAAGUUCCUUGCUCAAAACAUGAGAACAUAUGAAAGCUGGUGGUUCCUUUUAACACGAGUCUUCAAUAUUCCCAGUUAAGAAGUUUUAGGUUGUAGUUAUUCUAGGACUAUUCCUCCCUAUACCAUUUGUAUUUCAUAUACCUUUGACUAUUGGCUGUUCUUAUAGGCACUGUAGUAUUGCCAGUCUAAUCUCGGGAGUUGAUAGGCUUCAAGUCAUAAACAGGGUUGUGCUUCAAUCAUUGCGAAGAGCUGCUGGUAAACUCAGUAAAGUGCUGUUUGAAUGAAUGCUUACGAGCCUGCUGCUGCCUACCACCGCUCAGUCAGACUGCUCUAUCAAAUAUCGAAUCAUAGACUUAAGUAUAAUAUAAUAAACACACAAAUACGAGCCUUUGUCCAUUUAUAUGGUCAAAUCCUGGAAACGAUAAUUUAGAAAACUAAAUGUUUAUUCUUUCAGUGAAAUACGGAACCGUUCCGUAUUUUAUCGUACAGAUGGCAAGUCUAAGUCUAAAUAAUGCUGUUACAUUUCACAACCUUCAAUGUUAUGUCAUAAUUAUGUAAAAUUCUGGCAAAUUAAUUAUGGUCUUUGUUAGGAAGAAAUGGUCUUCACACAGUUUGUAACGAGCCAGGUGGCCCAAACUGCUGCAUAUACCCUGGCGCGAAUGCACUUUUGUUAAAUCAUCACCCAUUUGGCGAAGUAGGCUGUGAUUUGAUGAUAAAUUAACGGGCACCGCAUUGAUUAUAUACAACACAGGACAAGCUAGUUAAACUAGUAAUAUCAUCAACCAUGUGUAGUUAACUAGUGAUUUAUGUUAAGAUCGUUUUUUAUAAGAUAAAAUGCUAGCUAGCAAUUUACCUUGGCUCCUUGCUGCACUCACGUAACAGGUGUUCAGCCUGCCACGCAGUCUCCUCGUGGAUUGCAAUGUAAUCUGUGUCCAAAAAUUCUGAUUGUUAUGAAACUUGAAAUCGGCCCUAAUUAAUCGGUCGACCUCUAAUGUAACUAGUCUACUUUCGGCGAAGUUGGCCAUUUUGAAUCCAAAAUAGGUGACAUGUGUGAUUCGUGUAGAUCCAAUGAGAAAAGUGAGGGAGGGGGGGGGGGGCUUUGGAUCACUACUGGCUGUAUGCGGACGAGUGAUGUGUGUUUGGAGCAAUACUGGCUGUAUCCAAGGCUCAGCCAAUCGGUCACAUAACAGAAUGCAGCACGCGCCUGAAGAGAGAAGAGACACCAAUGUGUUAGUUUCAGCAUCCGCACACGCUGAAAGAGCGGAGAGUGGAAUGGAAGUUUACCAGCUACAGCAGCGCAUCCCCUGGACAAUAACGAAGAGAAGACUGCUGAGGAGAGCUGUGGUGGCACUGACAAGGCAAGCCAAACUCAAACAGUAGGAGAAAUGCAGCCUCCUGGACUGAUGGGAAACUCUGAGGAUUUCUGUCUGGGGCUGUGGUAAUGUCUCUAGACAGACUAACAUUUGAAGGACAAACAACCUUACCAAAAAUGGAAAUAUUAGGAUUUUCCAACAACUCUUGUGAAGGUUCAGACCACUUCUCCUAGGUCCAUCAGAUGUUUUUGUUCAUUAUCACAAUUUUUCGGAUUAACUGGGAUCGUCCCACUUAUGCUCUUAAAUGGAUUCCGUUGGCUCUCUGGUUAGCAUUCAAGAUGAGGACCAGUCCUAUCGUGUCCGAUACAGGAUGGAGGCGUCUUGUCUGGAGCUGGCCCUGGAGGGGGAGCGGCUCUGUAAGGUGGACGACUACAGCGCAGGGGUGUCCUUCUUCGAGGCGGCCAUCCAGGUUGGAACUGAGGACCUGCAGGUGCUGAGUGCCAUCUAUAGCCAGCUGGGCAACGCCUACUUCCACCUGCAUGAUUACGGCAAGGCCUUGGAGUUCCACCAUCAUGACCUCACCUUGACCAGGACCAUCAGGGACCAGCAGGGAGAGGCGAAAGCCAGUGGUAACCUAGGCAACACGCUAAAGGUGUUGGGUAGGUUUGAUGAGGCUUUGGUGUGCUGUCAGAGGCACUUAGACAUCGCCGUGGACCUGCACGACAAGGUGGGGCAGGCGAGGGCGCUGUAUAACUUUGGGAAUGUGUAUCAUGCCAAAGGCAAGACCAUCUGUUGGAGCGGAGCGGAGCCUGGAGAGUUCCCUGAGGAGGUCAUGACUGCACUUAGGAAAGCAGCGGAAUACUAUGAAGCAAACUUAUCCAUAGUGAAGGAGCUUGGAGAUUGUGCCGCCCAGGGCCGAACAUACGGUAACCUUGGCAACACACACUACCUAUUAGGAGACUUCCAGAAUGCAGUGGCCUCACAUGAACAGCGCCUCCAGAUUGCCAAGGAGUUUGGCGACCGCUCGGCAGAGAGAAGGGCCUACUGCAACCUGGGGAACGCCUAUAUCUUUCUGGGGGAAUUUGAAGUGGCAGCUGAGCAUUACAAGAGGACUCUGCAGCUGGCCAGACUGCUGAAGGACCGGGCUGUAGAGGCUCAGGCCUGUUACAGUCUGGGAAACACCUACACAUUGCUCCAGGACUACGAUAGGGCUAUAGACUACCACCUCAAACACCUCAUCAUCGCACAGGACCUCAACGACAGGAUCGGUGAGGGCCGGGCGUGCUGGAGUUUAGGGAACGCUCACACAGCCCUGGGGAACCAUGACCAGGCCAUGCACUUUGCUGAGAAACACCUGGAGAUCUCCAAAGAGACUGGGGACCGGAGUGGAGAACUCACAGCCCGUAUGAACGUGUCAGACUUGCAGAUGGUCCUCGGGCUGAGCUAUAGAACCAACGACUCCACCCUGUCUGAGAACCCCAUCAAGGACAUCGACUACAACCUGCACGGGGCCAGGCCCAGGAAUGGCAGACGGCACAGCAUGGAAAACCUGGAGCUCAUGAAACUCACCCCAGACAAGAUCAACGCUCAGAAGUGGAACAGCGACAUCCUGACCAAGCAGUCUAAACCCACCCUGGCUAAGAGCUCCUCUAAGCUGUUCUUUGUCAGCCGUCUGCGGGACAAGAAGCACAAGGCUGGGGGCUCCAGUAAAGUCCUGCAGGACACCAGUAACAACUCACAAACCCCCGCACAGGGACCACAGAAGAGGGCCAGUCCAGACAUGCUCGGGGAUGAGGGCUUCUUUGACCUGCUGAGUCGUUUCCAGAGCAACAGGAUGGACGACCAGCGCUGUUCCAUACAGGACAAGAGCUCCUCUGACUCUCCAGCCAGAGCCAUGAGGAAAUCUGUGUCAGAGUCAGCGGCUGUAACAGGCCUGGGUUCUGGGUCUGGUUGCCGGUUAGAGGACGGUGGAGGGGCUGGGGGUAGUUUGCCCGUCCUUCGGGUCCACCAGAACAGAAGCCAGGCUGUCCUCAGCCACCUGAUGGCCAAUGCAGAUAACUCUGAGCCUGACGAUGACUUCUUCAACAUGCUCGUCAAGUGCCAGGGUUCCCGUCUGGAUGACCAGCGCUGCGCCCCUCCUCCGGCACGUGGCCCCACUGUCCCAGACGAGGACUUCUUCAGCCUCAUCAUGAGGUCCCAGGCCAAACGCAUGGACGAGCAGCGGGUCACCCUGCCCUCUGCAGCACGGCCAUGCUCCAACUGAGCCUUGCCCAAGGAGAGGCCCCCGAUGGCGGGGUGAAAACCCAGGAGAGUGGGCCUCUCUGGAGGUGAACAGUGUGGAAGAGUGUUUUGUAUUUGUCCAUGACAUUGAUGCUGUACUCAACAGUGAAUGGGGCUAUUUUACAUUGAGAAGUUAGUCUAUGGUCUUUUCUCUCCGUAACAGACACUGUGUUGCUUCCAACAAUAAUGGUUGUUGAUAAUCCUGCCCAUGGUGGGAUUCAGAAGUCUCAUGUUUCCCAGUUGAAAGCACUGCUAGCAUUAAUGUAGGUGCCUAUAGGGAACAGUCAUGAACUCUAAAAGAAACCCACUGAAGGGUUCUAGAAUAUGGAACCAUUUUUCCUUAUGGGGAAUACUCGACCUUGCACUCUACGAUCUGGAACUGUACCGGACAUGUUGUGAAAUUGCACAGACAAACAUGAUGCCCUGAACCUACUCAUCUUAUGUUUAACAAUUAUGUACUCCAUAGAAUUUUACUACCAUUUAUUUCUAAGCUCUUGCAUACUGCCGUUACACCUACCCUUGAUUUGAUUUUGCACCAGAUUUUUCUGACGUAGACUAGACUGUUACAGCACUCUUUCCAGCAGGUAGCCUAGCGGUUAGAAUGUUGGGCCAGUAACCUAAAGGUCGCUGGUUCGAAUCCUGAGCCGACCAGGUAAAAAAAAAUCUGCCGAUGUGCUUUUGAACAAGACACGUAACCCUAAUUGCGUCUGAUAAUGUAUUUAAUAGUCUGUUAGAAGUUAUGAAUGAGGGGGAUGGGAUACCUCAUUUAGGUAAGGAUUUAAAAAAAGAAAAUGCUCUCAGGCUUAAUAAUCAUUGAUAAAAUAAUGAAUUUACCUGUGGAUGUGUACAGUCCCUGAUGCUCUUCUGUACUUCCUAUAUUUUCUGACAGAGGAAUAAAGCUACAUUUAUUUAGUAUAGAAAUUGUUUUGUCUUAACUUUGGGUUUGGUGAACCAUUGAGUUAGCUGGAGAGGUGUCAAAGCACAGCUUUCCACAAGGCAACUACCAAACCGUGAGGCUAGGUGUGUAAUUGAACCAUAAAUAACAUUUUAUUUGUCACACACAUGGUUAGCAGAUGUUAAUGCGAGUGAAGUGCUUCUGACAAAAAACAAUUCCUAGGAACGCGAGGCGGCCAUCUGUCGGCGCCGGAAGUGUGCUUACAUCUUAUUCCUAAAGUUCUUGAAUGAUACAUCUCAAACUUCAGACCUUUUAGUGUGUACUAACUACAGUCCUAUCAGAUCACACUAGUUCAGUCAAGGGUCAGAGGCUUUUAUUUACAUACCACUGCAGCGAUCACACUUUCAUUUCUCUUAGUCACUUAAAACAAGUUUUUAUAAAAGCUAAAUACAAGAACCACCAUCUUAUUUCAUAUCAACAGAAAAUCAUGACUAGACAUACAAUAACAAAUUAUAAAUACAUAUUAGUUUGGCCUUAUUUUAAAAUGGAUGAACAAAGCCUAAAACUCAAGCCUGCAUCUUGAUAAGUGUCUGGUGCAAACAUAAGAUACAGAAACUAAACAUGGCCCGCAACACAGGUUCAUAAAUGUGAUGUAGAGCUUUUUCUAAGAUUUCAUUGUGCAUAAGAAUCCCUUUAUAUGGUCAGUCUGCCAUCUAGGUAACAACCAGUAACAUUGCAGAACUAAGUAAAGCUAUACAAGUGAUUGUUUCUUCCAACUGAACUGUACGCCGCUGCAGC